This is a messenger RNA of Fusarium tjaetaba, 1554 nucleotides long. Its product is annotated as cytochrome P450 monooxygenase monooxygenase (lovA). The record is from RefSeq and is a predicted model, not a curated record. Lineage: Eukaryota; Fungi; Ascomycota; Sordariomycetes; Hypocreales; Nectriaceae. Bases 1 to 1554 code for a protein of 517 amino acids. Gene Ontology annotation, molecular function: oxidoreductase activity, acting on paired donors, with incorporation or reduction of molecular oxygen; monooxygenase activity; iron ion binding. The transcript has 4 exons.
AUGGAGAACGUAUCAAGUCUUGCUGCCUCACCUAUUGGUGUCGAUUAUCAGCUCCCCCAGUUCGUCAGUGAGGGCCAUUGCACUGGAUACUACAUCACCAUCACCAUCUUCCUUAUUGCAGCGUGGUUCUUUUUCCCCAAGAAGCAGACAUCCCAUCUCGAGAUACCCUUCUACAAGGCCUCAAAGACCAAAUGGAUAUUCGAUGCCGAAACAUUAAUCAAAGACAGCUACACAAAGUUUCGGGAUCGGGUUUAUCAGAUCAAGGCUACCGAGGGAGUUCAAGUCAUAGUACCCGCCCGUCUCGUUGGUGAACUUAAAGGACUUCCAGAAGAUAUCCUCAGUGCAACAGAAGCCGUGUCAGAUGCUCUCCAAAGCAAGUACACAAAAUUCUCUCCAGGCCACAACGGUGAACUACUGGCGUUGUUGGUCAGAACAAAACUUACACAGAACCUCACUCGAGUGGUACCCCUUCUGAAAAAGGAACUGGAACAUCUUUUGGCCACUGAGUUCCCAGCCUGCGAAGACUGGACACCGGUGAAAUGGCAACCGUUCAGUCUUCGUGCUGUAGCCCGUCUGAGUGGUAGAGCCUUUGUUGGACCAUCCAUCAACCGAGACGAGAAGUGGAUGGACACUUCGAUCAACUUUGCCGUUCACGUCUUUACAGCAUGCGUCAAGCUCCAGUUCAUCCCUGAAUGGGCUCGGCCUGUAGGCCAGCAUCUUGUCUCAGAGCUUCGCCAGAUCCGCAAGGACAUCAAGAUUGCCAAGGAAAUGCUAAAGCCAAUCCUCGAAGAGCGACUCCACGAUAUGGAGUUUUCCAACGGUGGAGAUGCACCAGACGAUAUGAUCCAAUGGCUUAUUGAAGCACUGCCAGAGGAGGAAAAGGCCGACCUCACAACCCAGGCAGAACUGCAGUUGAUUAUUGCAGCGGCUUCAAUCCACACAACCAACAACCUGCUCUGCGAAUGCCUUUGCGACCUAGCAGCAUACCCAGAAGUACAAGAAGAGCUUCGAGAAGAGGCGUAUCGCAUUCUGGAAGUUGACAAUGGAUGGGAGAACAAGGAGAGCAUGGCCAAGCUGAAGAAGCUGGAUAGUUUCAUGAGAGAGGUCCAGCGUCUCAGCGGAAACAUCACAUCGUUCAUCCGCAAGGUCAUGAAGCCCAUUUCCCUUUCUGAUGGCACCGAACUGCCAGUAGGCACCAAAGUCCUCGCGCCUCAAGCCGGCAUCGCUCUCGACGAGCGCUAUUUCCCCGACCCCGAACGCUUCGAUGCCUUCCGCUUCUACAAGCUUCGUCAAGAAUCUGCAGAAGCCAGCAAUCGAUGGCAAUUCACUUCCCUCAACGAUACAUACAUCAAUUUCGGCGCAGGCAAGCAUGCGUGCCCGGGCCGUUUCUUUGCCAGUAAUGAGAUCAAACUUGUGCUGGCACAUAUACUCAUUAACUAUGACAUCCGCUUGAAAGCAGGCGAAGAUAGACCAAAGGCCAUGGCGGUGGUCAUGGCUAAGGCUCCCUCUCCAGAUACCGAACUGGAGUUUCGACGAAGAUCAUGGGCAGCUUGA